GUUUGACCUUUCUAUAUAUCUUGACCUUUUUUCUCUCCAAACAUUUCAUCAGAUCCUUUGCUGCUUCUGUCUUCCUUUUCCUUUUCCUUUUCAUGUGUGUCUCCUUCUGUUUCUCGACUUUACCUUUUUUUCUCUCCUUUUUCACACAGAUCCUCUUCCUCUUCUUCUUCAUCUUCAUCUUCAUCGUCACCAAACAUUUUUUCUCAUUAUUUUCUGCGCGUCUUCUAUGGCGGUUUUACCAAGUGCUUCCUCCACCUUGGAAUUGACUAUAUCUGUCCCCGGCUUUGCUUCUUCACCAACUCUUCUGCCUUCAUCAUCUGUGAAAGAAUUGGACAUAAACCAAGUACCUGUAGAAGAAGAUUGGAUGGCAUCAAACAUGGAAGAUGAAGAAGAAAGCAGCAAUGGAGACCCUCCUCGCAAGAAACUCCGUCUCACAAAGGAACAAUCUCGUCUCCUUGAAGAAAGCUUCAGACAAAACCACACCCUAAACCCAAAACAAAAAGAGUCUUUGGCAAUGCAACUGAAGCUGCGACCAAGGCAAGUGGAGGUGUGGUUUCAGAACCGUAGGGCCAGGAGCAAGCUGAAGCAGACAGAGAUGGAGUGUGAGUACCUGAAGAGGUGGUUUGGGUCACUGACAGAGCAGAACAGAAGGCUUCAGAGGGAAGUGGAGGAACUGAGGGCCAUGAAGGUGGGGCCACCCACCGUCAUUUCCCCACACUCUUGUGAGCCGCUGCCAGCCUCCACAUUAACCAUGUGUCCCCGCUGUGAGCGCGUUACCACCACCGCCGACAAACUGCCUUCCGCCGCCGCCACUUUGUCCGCUAAAGUCCCACCGCACUCCCCUCAACCUUCUGCCGCUUGUUGACCCCUACCUCUCCGAUCUAAUCAGACAUGCAAAAACUAAACUACAGUUUUAAAACUAAAAAUUUAAUGUGAAAA
Vigna umbellata (rice bean) is the source of this 939-nucleotide messenger RNA. RefSeq names its product homeobox-leucine zipper protein HOX3. Gene Ontology annotation, molecular function: DNA-binding transcription factor activity, RNA polymerase II-specific; sequence-specific DNA binding. Gene Ontology annotation, biological process: regulation of DNA-templated transcription. The record is from RefSeq and is a predicted model, not a curated record. Lineage: Eukaryota; Viridiplantae; Streptophyta; Magnoliopsida; Fabales; Fabaceae.